Messenger RNA from Episyrphus balteatus (marmalade hoverfly), 1826 nucleotides. It is a transcript of the gene Gr8a, whose product is annotated as gustatory receptor 8a. The transcript is spliced from 6 exons. NCBI's taxonomy places the organism in Eukaryota, Metazoa, Arthropoda, Insecta, Diptera, Syrphidae. The record is from RefSeq and is a predicted model, not a curated record. Gene Ontology annotation, biological process: sensory perception of taste. Bases 89 to 1546 code for a protein of 485 amino acids. Gene Ontology annotation, cellular component: dendrite; membrane; axon.
UCCGUUCGUUGGAAAGCUCUUAAGAAAUUAAUUUCUUUAUGUAGUUUGAUUUUUGGUUUUAUUGAGUGCGCGUUGGAAUAAAAAAGACAUGAAAGACAAAAUCGGUUCAGUAUUGCUGUGGGUCAUUUAUAUUUUUCGAAUUUUUGGAUUUUGUCCCAUAUCCAUUCAUCAGAAUCCGCAAAAAAAUUCUCUUAAAGCCAAAUUCAUACUGUUAUGGUCGUUUAUAGUCCUGGCAGCUUAUAACACACUCAUCUUAACUGUGUACACAAACUACUCUAUAUUUUUGUACAUCGAAGAGAGAUUUGCCUUGUUCAAUGACACCUUAAAAGUCACCGUAACAUGCAUUUCAUUUAAUGUUUCAGCAAUUCAGUCACUGACUUCACGAAUGCAUGAACGAAAUUUUUGGAAAUUUUACAUUAAACUACGAUCUUUUAGAAGGCCUUUGGUUGAAAAUAUGACAUUUUGGGAGCAACUUGGUGAACAUUGGUCAUUUAUUUGGAAAUUUGGUGGAUUGCUUGUCAUUAAUAUUGUAUUCCAUGUUUCGUAUGCGCUUUUAUAUACGACCAUGCCGUACCAGUUACAGAUGUUUUGGAUAAUGUAUACGCCUUUUACAAUUGUUAUUGGUAUACGAAAUGCUCAAUAUAUUUUGUAUAUGAAUUUAAUUCGAUUGGAAGUGAAGAGUCUUAAUAAAGAUUUAGAUACACUCGUUGAGUUUACUAAUAUGCAUUUUAGCUAUGAGACUUUUCCACAUUUUGAAGAAUUUGUUCGAAGACGUCUCGUUGAGAAACAACGAAUUUAUCAGCUGAUAUUUGAAAUGAAUGAAUGCUUUCAAAAAGCUUGUAAUUGGUCAAUGGUGUUUCAUUUGUUGAGAGGAUACACACGCAUGCUUGUGGAUGGUUACUAUUGUGCUUGGUCAGUUAUAAGUACGGGAUUUUUGCUUAACUACGAUGAGGAUGAUCCUUUGGAAUUUGUAUUUUGGUUGGCUUACUCAACGUACACAUAUUUAUUGCGAUUCAAAACAAUGCAGAUAAUGUUCUAUUUGGAUUUGAUUACAGUUGAAAUAAAGUGUCUUGAUAGAGACUUACAACUUUUGGUAGAUUAUAAUCAAUUUGGAAUUGAUCGGGGCGCAUUUGUGAAAUUUGAUGAAUUUGUGCGUAAAAGUCUUUUGGCCAAGCAAAAGGUUUAUGAGAAUAUUUAUGAAAUGGUCAAGUGUUUUAAGAAUGCUAAUGGAGCGUCAGAGGAUGUUUUAUUGGUGCCGGCAAUUUUGGAAAUACCCAUGUUUUUGCUUACAGCAAAGAGUUGUAUGAAUGCAGCUAAAUAUAUUUCAUACAGAGUUCACAAUUUGAAGCAUAGUGCAGACAAUAUAGCAGCUUCAGUUCAGAUUCAAAAUUUUUCACUGCAACUUCUGCAUCAACAGAUUAAAAUUGAUGGAUUGGGAAUAGCUUCAAUGGAUGGAUAUAUGUUAACUAAGGCUGUUGGAUCCAUCACAACUUAUAUGGUAUUUUUCAUCCAAUUCAUGCCCAAGUUUAAAUCGAAGUUUGAUUAAAAAAAAUUUAUAAAAGAGAAACAUUUUAAUAUUUAAUUCAACUAAAUAUUAUUCAGAGAAAUAAAAUCACUACAAAUUUUGUUUUUUUUUCUUAAAUCUUUUUAUUAUUAUAUCUUCAAUAAAUAAGUAUCCAAGCAAUUUAAAAUUUAAUUUUGAUUUUUUUUAAUCACAAUCCAAAUUUAGUGUGUAAAAAAGAUUGUAAUCAUUAUUUUGGUCAAUUUUUUUUUUACAUAUUUUUUUCUAAAAUCUAAUUCAAUGUGAUAAUUUUUAAAAAUUUUAG